Molecule: messenger RNA, 1135 nt
Organism: Raphanus sativus (radish)
Lineage: Eukaryota; Viridiplantae; Streptophyta; Magnoliopsida; Brassicales; Brassicaceae
Product: early nodulin-like protein 15
Exons: 2
Coding region: 337-996 (219 amino acids)
Cellular component (GO): plasma membrane
Molecular function (GO): electron transfer activity
Source: RefSeq, a predicted model, not a curated record
UUUUUGUUCAAACCACACUUUCAUUAAAACUUAACAGAGUUUAACUCCACAAUUGGAGGAUACAUCAUAGCUAUUAAGAGCCAAAUAAACUGAAACAUUGAUUAAACAGAUGAUAGAUUGACGAUACACCUCAUUACAAAAGACCAUAAGAAAUCGAACUACGAUCCCAUAACCUUGUUGAAUAAAAACAUACCGUGUAACUUCAGAAGUUACAAACACUGCAACAUAUGCAGAGAUGAGCAUCAGCCAUACUAGCGACGCUUGAACAUCCACUUCACUCCAUAAAGGAGGAAAUAUUGGGAAGACGAACAGCCUCACAAAGGAAGCUACGGGGUAAUGAAAACCCUCCAUACUCAUAUUCAACUGGAGAAGCCAAGUGAGUGUCCUUUCAAACUGCCACCAAGAAAGAAAACACAAACUCACAGCACCAAAAACCAGAUUAAAUACCAUAGAGAAGUAUUUGUAACCUCUAUGGCUUCUUCUUCUCUUCUAGUCACCAUCUUCCUCUGCCUUUCCUUCUUCUCCUUCUUGUCUGUAAAUGCAAAUGAGGUAACCGUCGGUGGAAAAUCCGGUGUGUGGAAGAUCCCUCCUUCAUCUUCUUACUCUUUCGACGAAUGGGCUCAAAAGGCUCGCUUCAAAGUCGGAGACUUCCUAGUUUUCAGCUACGAAGCAGGUAAAGACUCCGUGCUGCAAGUGACAAGAGAGGCUUACGAGAAAUGCAACACCACGAGCCCGAAAGCCAGCUACACCGACGGGAACACCAAGGUGAAGCUAGAACAAUCCGGUCCGGUCUACUUCAUAAGUGGAACAGAGGGUCACUGUCAAAAGGGUCAGAAGCUACGCCUUGUGGUAGUCACUCCUCGUAGCUCUGCUUUCUCUCCGGCUCCUUCUCCAUCUGAGGGUCCCGCCGUUGCUCCUUCUAGUGGCGGCGCUGCUAAGCUCACGGGCGUCUUCAGUGUUCUGGGCCUUGUUCUUGGACUCUGGGCCUUCUUCUGAGAGAAUUUUACUGCCUUUUUAGUUCUGAGUUUUAUUCUAUUUAUUAAUUUUCAAAGAUGGAGCAAAGAUGUUUGUUCUCUCUUCCUAGUCUUGUUGUUACUAAUUCAGUAUUCACAAGAUUUUCUCUUUUAUUAAACUA